Molecule: messenger RNA, 2430 nt
Organism: Haliotis rufescens (red abalone)
Lineage: Eukaryota; Metazoa; Mollusca; Gastropoda; Lepetellida; Haliotidae
Exons: 1
Coding region: 376-2232 (618 amino acids)
Biological process (GO): calcium ion import across plasma membrane
Cellular component (GO): membrane
Molecular function (GO): monoatomic ion channel activity
Source: RefSeq, a predicted model, not a curated record
UCCAGAUUUGAAAUUCUUUGAACGUUUUGUGGUGAAGAUUAUCUCCAGGAAAGUAACUGAUACCGAAUGUCUUGAUUAUUACAAAAAGGAAUUAAAAGAAAAGGCAGAUAUGAUGAAAUAUUACCGAUACAGAAGUGAGAGAGGGAAUAAAGAUGGACAUGAAGGGGAAAAAACUAUGAAGAACUUUGGGGCCACACAAUUCUACAUCUGGCAGUGUGCUUUGACAAAACAGAAACAGCUUCAGCUAUUUUAGAAGGUACUCCGGAUCUUAUCAACACUGACAUUGGAACAUGGCCUGAUAAUAAGGACACAUAUAAAGGACUGACACCCUUCCACAUUGCAGUGGCCCAUGGUCAGGUUGGCCUGGUAAAACGCAUGCAUGAAACGUUUGAGAGGGAGGAAGCUGACAGGAUUGGUCGAAGGAUGAAUGGAACAGUGUUCAUGGGCCAGUUGCCGUUUCACACGGCUGUCCUGUGUUACUUGAACGACCCUAACAAAGACGAUACAUGCAGGGACCCAGAAAAUAGAUUUGUGAAGAUUAUCCAAUUGCUUGUGGAAAAAGAAGGCGUUUUUGAAGAGAAAAACUACAGAGGAGAUACAGUUCUUCACAGCAUCAUGCGAUUUGUAAGAUGUUUUCCUUCGCUGGAGCGACGUACAGUAGACAUGAUGCCAUGGUUGGAGUCCUUAAUGGAUAAAAGAGCAAUGGAAGCUCGUGAAGAUGUUUUUGACUAUAAAAGAAAACUAUUUUUUACAAAAAACAAAACUCACAUGACAGCACUUCAACUUGCAACAGAAAGCGGUCACAUUAAUCUGUUUGCCUACUUUAUGAAAGUUAAAGGAGUUUAUCUCAUUGAAUAUCCCCAUGACAACAUCUAUGAGAUACGACGAUGUGAUGUUACCGAGAUGGACAAGUUUGCUUCCAUCACAGCUCAACCAUAUCCAACACAGGACAAAAAUGGUCACCCAAAAGAGACACAUGCUGCGCGACAAAACGGCCAAACUACCCCAACCCCAGACUUUAGUAACCAAUCUGUUGCUGAACUUCUCUGCUGUCAGGAUCUACCAGUCGCAACUGAACUGGUUCGCGCAGACGUGUUUGAAGAAAUGGUCCGGCGCAAACUGAAUACAUAUUGGGUUCCCUUUUGGAUUCUGAGUGUAUUCCACGUCUCGCUGAUUUGUUUGUUGUGUGUGUAUGUCGUUGCGAGGGCUGGUGCUACUGAAGGCAUAUCCUGGUCACCACGACUAUUUCUUGAAAUCUGUAACAUUGUUACAUUUCUCUGUUCUAUUCUGUACUUUGUACAGGAAUUCCCACUUCGGUAUUAUUUUGCAAAACAACCAUUUGCAUGGACAGCGGUACACCACAACGUCGUCUACAGGGUCCUCUUUGUCCUGUUCGCUGUUUGCCUGUUUGCCGAUUCGAUAUUCUACAGGAUACCCAAUUCAGUGUUUGUUGACUACAAAACCACUUUUCUGAUUUUGGCUAUAGUUGUAGGGACAUGGCCAAUAUUGUUCUUUCUGCGUAUUAGCAGACGCUUCAGCUUGUAUAUUGUACUACUGAAUGAGGCGUUGUUCAAAACUGUGGUGCCAUUUGCCGUUCUCAUCCUCAUGCAGGUGUUUGUGUUCUCGGCGUGUAUGCAUGCAACGUUUCUACACAAUGAACAAAAUAGCAGUGUUCUGGAGGAGUUUUCACAAUACGGCAUGUCUUUACUAACCAUGGGUAAACUGAUGAUUGGUUUAACAGAAAUUGACCAACUAUUGAAAUCCCGUGAAGAUGGGAUAAUAGUAUUUCUGUUUGGUUUGUUCAUACUGAUCACGUUUCUGUUGAUGAUCAAUGCCCUCAUUGGUGUGAUGACCAAUCGAUUCCAUGAUACACAAACGAACACUGAAAUGGUUUGGCGGUUACAAAAGUUGUCAAUUAUCAUUUUCAUUGAAGGGUGGUUUUAUGCUUGUAUUUUAAAACGGAAAAUCUGUAGACUUGUUCAUUGUAAAGACCAUACAAAAGAAGCCGUUCAAUCAAAUAUUGAUGGAUACACUACAAAGAGAUUUGUGAUGUCUUACAGGAAGGUUCGAAGUGCGACCGCAGAUAAUCCAGGAAAUGCUGAGCAUAUUCUAAGAAAACAGGUGAAAAGGAGUGAGGAACUUAAUGUUAAAAUUGACAGGUUAUUAGAUUUGCAAGAAUCAAAGAGUUAUGAUGGAACCAGAGCUUUGCAAAUUUAUCAUUACAAGUACUAGUUAAUGGGGUAGUGCAUGUAUUCGUGUGUGGGGGUAUUCAUAACCGGGAUUCUGAUCCAUAAUCAUAGGUUUCUGGCGUGCCCAAUGGGACGCGACUCUGCACAGCGAAUCUCAGCGCCUUAGACGACUGGGCCACCCGUGCCCCCAGACACAAUGACCAGGCACAUUGUUUGAGUGCAGUUGAUUAGUAAAAGUAUA